AUACGAUGAAAGCUCAUGCCCUUUCAUUUAAAUCCGAAUACUUCACCUUCCAAAAACACAGUCCUUUGUAUUCAACAAGAGAUCUGUUCCCCUCUGCAGCCCAUCCUGUCGUCCCACCUGGGCAUCCAGGACACCUGCGGGGUCCACAAUCUGCACGGCAUGCCCGGCAUCCUGGGCGGGUUGGCUGGCAUUGUGGCUGUGGCUCUGGGGAAGAUAGAGGGAGGUAAUGCUGUCAUGCAAGCUGCUGCCUUGGCUUCGUCCCUAGGGUUCGCUUUGGUUGGAGGUGCAUUUACAGGUUUAAUAAUGAAGCUGCCAUUCUGGGGCCAGCCUCCGGACCAGAACUGCUACGAUGACUCUCUUUACUGGGAGGUUCCUGCUGAGGAGGAGGAGAACGAGGAGAGCUUGGCUCACGCCGAUCACUCGAAGAACAAAGCAGAGGUUUAAAAAUCUGCUUUCUGUCCCCUGAGCUAGAAACUAAGAAGGAUCAAUAAUCAGCUACACCAUGUCAACAGACGUCAAUUUGCCAAUUAUAUGAAUGUGAUUACAUGCAUUCAAGAAAUUUGACGAUAUGCUCUACGAACCGACACAAGUCAAAUUGAAACUGUUUUACGAGCAAAGAUAUUUCCGGCAGUGUGAGUUCAAAAUUGUAAUAAGAUUAAGCAGUGAACUUUUUACACAAUAUUUUGAACUUUCUAAAAAUUGUUGACAUAAAUAUUUGGUUAAUCCCAUUGACACUAAGACAACACAUUUCAAUAAUUUGAAACAGGGAACUUCAGGGAUUUCUUUUACACUGAUUUUAAAACCACAGUGGACCAACUCAUUCACUGCUGAUACACUUCCAUAAGCUCUUUGUUUAUUUCAUUUUUAUAUUAUCAAAAGCAUGUUUUUUUAAGAUAUUAGUAAUUAGUGUGUAUUUCUUUUCAUACAUUAUUUUAUUUUUCCAAAUACUUGGCGCAUGUGUUUCUGCUGAGGUUGAGGUCAGAGAGAGGAGUUAGCUCUUCUGACCUGCUGCCUCACGUCACCUCACUGGAGCCCGGCCCUUCUGCAGGAGUCAGUCAAUCUGCGUGAACCAGCAGCUCUGACACGGGCAGGGAUAGUCGCAUUAUAUGUUGUAACUAAUGAACUUAUCUCCCGCUGCGUACGAUCAUUUUCUAUCUAUGUGUUGGCAGCUGUACAAUUUCUUUAAUGCAUAGAGUAUGAAUGUAUUUAGCAUUAAAUUGGUUGUUACUGGGCAAGCUAAAGUUCCUUUUUUGUCUGCUUUCUAUUUACAUCCAAUGUAUUCUUCUUACAUGUACAUACUUUUAGACGGAUUGACAUGGUCAGUUUUAUCAAAGUCCUGCAUUGUUGUAAAAGAGCAACUGGUACUGAAUUAUUUUUCAGAUGCCUUUAAAAUAAUUUCAACAGGAACUUACACAUUAAAAAUAAAAAAGUCUGACAUUAAAACAAGAUGCAAAUGUGAAGAUGAAUACACUUUUUUACAAUGUCGGGUGUUCAGCUGUAUUCUUUUCUUCUGUUUUUCUUGCGGUGAGUUACUGUUGGAAUCAUUUUAAAUAAAUAACUGCAGGGCUAGAUAAAACUGACUACACAUACAGCAGUGUUAAUCAAUAUUUUGGUUUGUCAAACGAUGUAUGAUGCCCAGAACACUGAAACACAUCACAUUUUGUAUUUUUAUACAGUGGGCAUGUGCUCUUAUUUGUAUAAUAUACUAAUACUGUCAUAAUAAAUAUGUUUUUGUACAAUA
Notothenia coriiceps (black rockcod) is the source of this 1741-nucleotide messenger RNA. RefSeq names its product ammonium transporter Rh type A-like. Bases 16 to 444 code for a protein of 142 amino acids. NCBI's taxonomy places the organism in Eukaryota, Metazoa, Chordata, Actinopteri, Perciformes, Nototheniidae. The record is from RefSeq and is a predicted model, not a curated record. Gene Ontology annotation, molecular function: ammonium channel activity. Gene Ontology annotation, biological process: ammonium homeostasis; ammonium transmembrane transport. The transcript has 4 exons. Gene Ontology annotation, cellular component: plasma membrane.